This is a messenger RNA of Brassica oleracea var. oleracea, 979 nucleotides long. RefSeq names its product glutathione S-transferase U3-like. Lineage: Eukaryota; Viridiplantae; Streptophyta; Magnoliopsida; Brassicales; Brassicaceae. The record is from RefSeq and is a predicted model, not a curated record. Gene Ontology annotation, cellular component: cytoplasm. Gene Ontology annotation, molecular function: glutathione transferase activity. Bases 19 to 852 code for a protein of 277 amino acids. Gene Ontology annotation, biological process: glutathione metabolic process. The transcript is spliced from 2 exons.
UAUCAAAACUUUGUAUCCAUGAAUUGCUUCCAAGUGUUCAAAACAAACUUUUAUUUUUCUUCUUAUUUUACAAUCAAGCAUCGUUUGCUUGAUAGUAUAAAUAGUCAAAGAAGAACAGAGGAGUUACAUAGGGAAGAAAACGAAAACGAGAGAGGGAGAGAUUCAAUGGCAGAGAAAGAAGAGUAUGUGAAGCUUAUAGGGUCUUGGGCAAGCCCUUUUAGUCGCCGGGUGGAGAUGGCUCUCAAACUCAAAGGUGUUCCUUACGAUUACUCAGACGAAGAUUACUUGGUCACCAAGAGCCCUUUGCUUCUCCAGCUAAAUCCUAUUUACAAGAAGGUUCCAGUUUUUGUCCACAAAGGUAAAGUAUUGCUCGAGUCACAUCUAAUCCUUGAAUACAUCGACCAAACAUGGACAAGGAAUCCAAUUCUACCUCAAGAUCCAUACGGCAAAGCUAUGGCUCGAUUCUGGGCCAAAUUCGUUGAUGAACAGGUCACAUUAAUAGGCUUUAGGUCUCUAGUAAAAUCAGAGGAAAUUGAUGUUGCGAUCAAAGAGGCUCAGGAACUUAUAACAUAUCUUGAGAAGGAAAUCACUGGGAAAAUGUUCUUCGGCGGGGAGACAAUAGGAUUCUUGGACAUUGUCGUGGGAAGUAUGAUCCCGUUUUGUCUGGUUCGGGGUUGGGAAGGUAUGGGAAUUGAUAUGAUUCCAAAGGAGAAGUUUCCAGAACUAAACAGAUGGAUAGAAAAAAUUAAAGAAAUUGAGAUCGUGAGGGAAUGUAUUCCCAAUAGGGAGAAAAAUAUUGAGCACAUGAUGAAAAUUGUAGGGCGUAUAAAAGCUGCUUCGAAGACGGCAUGACGCUACGCUUUGAUCCGGAGUUAUUUUUACUGUAUUUUGUAUUGUUUUGUUAUUUUAAAGUUGUAUGAUUGGUUAAAAAAAUAAAGAUGAGUGCUAAAAUGCAUCCCCACUGUGGUCGUAGAAACGA